Didymodactylos carnosus is the source of this 3429-nucleotide messenger RNA. Lineage: Eukaryota; Metazoa; Rotifera; Eurotatoria; Philodinida; Philodinidae. The record is from the annotation of a GenBank genome assembly.
ACCAAAAUUCCUUAAAAUGUUUGGUCUACAAAAGCCCCCUACUUUGGAAAAGUUUCGAGAACAUCGAUUGAAGGCCACUCCGCUGUAAUAGGUCGUGGCUUACGUGCAAUGGCUCUUAAGUGCACGGAAAUAAGUUGCAAAAGUGUGUCAUUAUUUCUGGACCGCCUGUUACAAAAGGAGGGCUACAGCCCAACGUGAUUAGAGCCUCGCCUGACAGCAAAAAUCCUUUGUUCAGUCCAAACCAGAGGUGGAUAAGUUCAACAGAAAUUUGUUUAUCAGGUGGAGUCCAAGUUCGAGUCGAACUUCUUCAUAGCAGUUUCUGCACUAUACAAUACGUCAUAAUCAUAUAUGACGGGUAAAUACAUUUUAUUCAUACACUGACACAUGUUUGACAAAAAAGAUUAAUAACUUAGGUAUCAGAUAAUACUCAUUCCAUUGGUGAAUAUAAAAGAUUCUAACUCGUUGGGCUUCAAACGAACCUGAUAAAAAAAAUCCCCAAGUUCAAGUCGGUCAAAAAUAAUUUCAAGUCCAGAGUUGGACUCAGCCACCUCUGAUCCAAAUCACUUUAAUCUGCCUAUCAAUUCUGACAUGAGUCCAGUUUCCUUUGAGAUGACCUGAAAAAAGAUAGAAACUUCUUUGUCUUAGAAUAUUCGAAGGCAUGUGGAUAACCCCAUCUUCAGUUUAUAAAAAUUUCUCAAAAUUUAUUUAGUCCAGCCAAAAGUAUAUUCUAAAAUAUUCUCAAAAAUGAGAUCUUUCCUAAUCUCUUUACGACUUUCCGUUCUAGGCAUAUAAAUUUUCAGUCUAAAACAGAAGCAAUAUUUUACCACUUUCAUUAAUUUUGAUUUUUUUCCGGUCACUGGAAAUUGUUUCUAGUACUUGGGUGGGCGAGCAAUCUGUUAGACUCUUCAUAUUUUCUUGCUAAAAUGAAGACAAAGCCUCAGCAAUAAAACUUUAACCGAAUUUUUAACAGAUAAGGUUUUGUUGGCGUAGGUCCAUGUGCAGUAAAGAACCAUGCUUUCCAUAAACCCUAUCAGAAAUGAGUUGAGAGGUCUUAGGAAAAACAUACCGGUUUGAUUUUUUGAGCACAAACACUUUUUUUUUGUCUUUUAAUUUCAAGUCCCUUGGAUUUAUCUUUCGACCCUGAGAAGUUAAAAAAUCAGAGUGGAAGAUACCUUUAAUCGAGCUGUAUUAAAUCGAUUAAUUGGUUAAAUAAUCAGAUUAGUGUAUACAAAAAGGAUCAAGGAAUUUAUAAGCACGCUUUAAAGUAAGAGGAAAACAGGAAAGAUGAAUAUACCAAAAUGGGCAACAGAAAAAUGUCCUGCUACUUCGCCGCAGUACGCUAUAGUGAAUGAGCUAACACAAGUCUAAACGGUUCUUGUUGAGCUCCUGGGCCAACACAUAUUAAUCUAGGUUAAGUUUCCAGCUGCGACUUCGACUGAACACAGAAAAUAGCGUAAAUUCUUGUUUUUAUCAUCUAGACUUGCAUGCACUCAAGAAAAGCAAAAUCACGCUCGGUUACAGCAGCAAGAACAGAUAAUGAAUCAGCAGUUGCAGACAAAACAGAAAGAGUUGAGAGAAGAAGAACAGCGAAAAGCAGAAUUAGAGCGUCAGAUAACUGCUCUAAACAAUGAAAUUACAAAUCUGCAACAGCAAUUAGCUCGUUUAACAAACGAACGGGACCAAUGUGCAGCUCAAUUAAAGCAAGAACAAGAAAAGUUAAAACAGUUUGAAAAUGAAUUGAAGACUGAAGAGCAGAACCAAGUAAAAGCUGAACAAGAAGUCCAAAAGCAACAACAAAUUGUUCAGACAAAUGAGCAAAAACUGCGCGAAUGUCGGUCUAGAGAACAGGCGGCCAAAGCCGCGGAACAACAAGCUAAAAUGGACGAGACUACGGCACAAAUGAAUUUAACAGCGGCUCAAGCAGAAUUAUCAGCUGCUCAGGCUGAAUUAAUCGCUGCUUCAGCUGCAUCCUUGGCAAAUCCGAGUGCCGUAGCCGUGGCACAAGCUCGUGUUACGCAAUGCCAAGCAAAAAUGACUCAAUGUCAAACUAUCUUUCAGCAGCGUCAGCAAAUGCAUCAAAUGAAAAGUCGUGAACAUCAAGUAGCUCAACAAAAACGAACACAAGCUGAAACUCAAUUACAGCAAGAACGAACUACGUUAAGAACAAAAGAGCAAGAAUUACAAGCGCAAAAACAGAAAGUGACAACUACCAAAGAAAGCGUUGCACUGCAAAAAACCUGUGUAGAAAACGCUCAGAAGCGAUUAAACGAUGUAACAAAUCAAUGUAAAACUGUCGAUCGCGAAUUGAAAGAUCGAGAGAAACAGCAUAGACAAGAGCAGACUAAGCUUGAAACCCAAAAUCAACGUUUGCAACUCAUUAAAACUGAUUUACAAAAUUUAGAAACGAAAAAACAUGACACUGUAAAACAAAAAAUUGAGGCGCAAAAAGCCAUUGAACAAUUAACGCAAAAACAUGGUGAUACGGAGCAGCAACGUGAGCGGAAAGCACAAGAAAUUCAAAUUCAAACAACAAAGCAAGAACAAGUGCGAACACAAAUGCAAGCAAAUAAAGCCGAUCGCCAGAAACAUCGCCAAGCGUUGCAAGAACAAGAACGGCAGUUGAAUCGAGCUGAAAAUGAGAUUGAAAACAUUCAAGAAAAUAUUGUUAUGUGUGAAAAAUCCGUCCGUGAAUUAGAAAACGAUAAGAUUGAACAACAGAAAUUAUUGCGUUCCUCGCAGCAACAAAAAUUAAAACUAGAACAGGAAAGUGCAAAAUUAGAUGCAACACUGAGUACGCUUCAACGAGAGAAGCAGACGCAUGAAAACGAUAAAAAACGUCUCGAGAAAGAUCUAGAAGCACGAAAGCGGACAUUGAACGAUAAACAACAAGAAAUCAGUAGUGUUCAAUAUCAAUUAGAUCAGAAGCAACAAGAAUUAGUUGGAAAAAAAGCAGAACAUCAGCAUCGUCAACAACAAUUAGAGUCAAUCAAAGCAUCACUGACAGAGAAUCGACGCAAAAUUCGCUCCGUCGUAGGAAAAAUUCGGGAUUUAAAUCGUGACGUUCAACGACAGGAACAUAUCAAACAGAUCGCUGAACAAAAAGUUAACCAAGCAAAUAAUGAGUUUAAACGCAUUGAAAAAGAGCUAGACCGGCUGAAUAAGAACGUCGAUGAUAAGCAGCGUGCUUGCGAUAGUGUGAAACAGCAACAGUCUGAUCAGUUACGAAAUAUCGAGCAAAAAUCAAACACCAAAAGAGAUUGCGAUCGUCAACUUGAAAGUGCGAAUAAUAUGAAAAUGAAUUUAAGACAAAAAAUUAAUCAAAAUGCAAUCAAAACAGCUGAGUUCCAAAAGAAAAAGAAUGUAAUAUUAAGUAGACCUCAUAUUUCACAAAAACGCAAAGAAAAUGUGGUUUACAAAAAAGCUACGUAA